AAAUGUUUAUGAUUUUAUGCACAUGAGAAACCAUUUUGUGCAACAAAGUACGGUGCGCCACCGUUCGCUCAAGUGUUGGUACCCAGAGAUCGUGGUUUAGUCACCAGAAGGUAGUAGUGGCCCCAAAGAAGAUAAAACAUAAAAAUAAGAGUAUAGAGAAGGAAAAUCAAAACGAUCCAAAGCCAGGCUAACGGGGGCCGCAGAGCACUUUCCAUUCUCAUGCCACUGGACAGCGGUUUGCAGUAAAGAAAAAGUUGAUGUUGACUAAUCUCGUAUUAGAUAGCUUAGCAUGUCAGAACGCCGUGGUACGAAGGCUCUAGAACUAUGGUGUCGCCGCGUCACCGAGGGCUAUAAGGAUGUUCGAGUCACAAACAUGAGCACCUCCUGGCGCGACGGCCUCGCUUUCUGUGCAAUUAUCCACAACUUUCGUCCGGACUUGAUAGAUUUUGCUGCUCUCAAAAAAGAUGACAUAUACUACAACAAUGAACUAGCAUUCAGCAUUGCCGAAAAGCAUCUCAGCAUACCCUCGCUGCUGGAUCCAGCUGAUAUGCUCAAGUACGAAGUGCCUGACCGAUUCUCAAUACUAACCUACCUGUCGCAAUAUUACCGAGUAUUCAGUAAUCAAGAACCGACCACUACGAACAAAAAAACAGCAGAAAAGGAAGCCAAAUCCGACGGAUUGGAUACGAAGAUGGCAAACUCAACCGCUUUCGUAGGAGUCCCGAAACGUGAGCCCUGCCGCAAAUGUGGCAAUCCGGUGUUCUUCGCCGAGCGUAUUAGUUUCGAACAAAAACUUUAUCACCGUUCCUGUUUGAAAUGUGCCCGCUGUGGCGCUCAGCUGACGCUAGGGAGUUUCUACGAAACGGAAACCGACGGUGAAUACUGUUGCGAAACGUGCCCGGAUGAAGAGAUUCAGAUCGCUGAGCGGCGACGUUCGAUGUCGGCCGAAGCUGCUACCGAGUCGCCAGUUAAUGGCACUCGAGAAAAUAUCCGCACCAAUCGAAGUAGUAAACUACUAGAACGAAUAUCAUUUUUCGAAUCGGCGCCACUCAGCGAUGAGGAGAAAACAUCCAACAUGGCUCGACGGGCAAAAAUGACUAGCUUUCUGAAGGAUUCACUAGAAAAAUCCGAUAAAUUAGAUAACGUUACUGAAGCAGAGAAAAACGAAACUGUGCCACUUGAAGAAUCAUCCGAUAGCGAAGAUGAGCCGGAUAGAGAUGAACCUCCUCCCAGUCCACCGGCGACCAAACCUCCUCCUUUAAUACUUGAAACAGAUAAACUGAUUAUUGAACCUACUACAGAUAUUGCCACCACUCAAGCUUCAAACACUGAUAACAUUGAAGAGGAGUGCAAUGGAAGUCAAGAAGUGAACAAUAUUAGCACCACUGAGCGUGGCGCCGAAGAAUCUCUUGAACCCCCUGCUUCAAGUCAAAGAAACUCGGACACUCCGGAUGAAUUGAAUCCUAUAACUGAUGUUGAAUUAAUAACGUUGAACGGGACCAUCAUCAAAGAUUCAGAAUGUGAACAUGUCAAUGGUGAAAGUAUGAUAAAUACUGGAGAAGAGGUUAUUGCCAAUACCGAAUUGCCAGAAAGUAAAGAACAAAACGACGAACAAAAUGCAGAAGUAUCUCAAGAAACAUCUGCUGAAGCAGAGGCUCAGCCUGUAGAAGUGCCUGAAGUACAUGUGAUUUGCGAGGAAAAGAAUGAUUCUAGUUUAAGCAAGCUGGAAGAAGUGCCUAAGAAUGAAGCCAUUAUCAUAAGUGAUACUGUUACAUCAGAAAUAUCAAUUCCGGAUGUUGAGAUUCAUACAGAGAAGCAAAAUGACACUUUUCAAUCUGAAGAAGUGUAUCCUUCCGAUUUGAACCCGUUCGGGGACGAUUCAGAUGAGUCAUCGCAACUGCCAUCAAAACCCGUUCCUUCAGCGCGAAAGGUCAGCACAAAUCCAUUCGGCAGUGACGACGAAGAUGAAUCUCAACCUGUAAACGCUAAGCCGCCUCGUCCUCCACCUCCGAAAAUAAAGCCACUUGUUCCUGCUAAUCCGUUUGGCGAUGACGAAGAUGCUGAACCAGAGAACGAAAUCGUUCCAAUUAUCAUCAAACCUUCACCACGUCGCACACCGGUUCCAACGCCACGCAAACAGCACAACCAUACCGAUUCCAUCAGCUCGAUGGAAACCUCUUUGAUGUCCAGUCAAUUCGGAGGUUCAAAUGUUUCACUCGCUUCAUCUUUGGAUAGCACGUCAGCCUCGAUGACGAUAAAUCGUCGCAAGAAGCCUAAAGCACCGGAUGUACCAGCUGCCAUCACGAAAAUAUCGACCGAAAACUUAUCUACCAGUCAAUCUACAACUCCUCGUAGGAAACGCUUGGCUCCUGCACCUCCUCCAUCGUCAACACCGAAGCCAAACGAUACAAAAUCUUCAUCACCCAAUCCAACUCAACGGUUGAUAACUUUGGAUGCUAGUUUAAUCGGGAACGAUUCUGAUCUGAACGAACCGAUUAGUCGAGCUGCCAGCAACGACUCGGUAGUUUACAGGCGAACCAUCAUUCCUUUGAAAGUCGACGACGAUAGUCUAACUCUGGAAACCACUACCACGACAAGCGAACGGCAGUGGGAAAAAAUGAAAGACAACAAGGAAGCUCAGAACCGCAACCGACAGUCACAGAUAUCUCCCACCAGCUCCCAGAACGAUUCCUACAAUAAUUUAAUAUCCAAUAAAUCCCAACAAGGCAAAUGGAAACGGCGCAAAGGUCCAGCACCGGCCCUACCUGUGCCAUUACCCGAGCGUAAAACAAUCAAAAUGCUACCGCUGAAGGAGAUUCGGCAGGAGAUGGACAUUAUUGAAACGCAACAGCAAGGACUGGAGAAGCAGGGUGUGAUUUUGGAACAAAUGAUCCGGGAACGAUGCGAGGGAGUCGGACCAGAGAUGGACAUCACCGGCAUCCAGACCAACUCGAAGGAGGUUGAAGAUCUGAUCAUGCAGCUGUUUGAGCUGGUCAACGAGAAGAACGAACUUUUUCGGAGGCAGGCCGAGCUGAUGUACUUGCGUCGGCAACAUCGUUUGGAGCAGGAGCAGGCUGAUCUGGAAUACGAAAUCCGCCUAUUGAUGGCACAACCAGAACGGAACAAAACCGAUUCCGAUAAGGAAAAGGAAGAAGCCCUUAUUGCGAGGCUGGUUGAGAUCGUUCAAAUGCGAAAUGAGGUGGUAGAUUGCCUGGAGAUGGACCGUUUACGAGAGGCGGAAGAGGAUAUGAGUAUCAAACAGAGCAUCGAAGAACGAGCAGCCAGCCAGCAGAAGCACAGCAAAAAAGAUUCCGAUACAGAAAAGUCUACGAGUGGCGAUUCGUUCGUGAAACUUUCGAAAAAGGAAAAGAAGAAGCUCAAAGAGGCGAAGAAGCUGGUAAAAUCGAAGAAAAUCGAUUCGGAAAAGGAUGCUGACGAGACCGAAAGCAGCACCAAAGAGAAAAAGAAGAAGAAGAAAUUCUUUUCCGACUUUCUGCACCCUAAAUGAGCCCGCUGACUACGUUAACAUAGUCCAUCCGGAGUAUAUUUUAUGUACCAUCUUAUGAUUAAAUUAUAUGUUUGUUCACACUACUCAGAGUUAAUCCAUCAAGCGGAUUUUUUAUUAGCUUUGUUCAGAAUUAUGAAUUCUGAUCUAGUUGAGAAAAACAAACUUAGAAAACAUCAUCAACCUUGCUUUAACAAUCAAACAAUCGUACAUUCCAGUUACUGUUGAGUUUCUUCAAUGUUCUAGAAGAAAAUGGAAAAGAAGUAGUUAAUUAGCUGUUUAAUCAUAUCAUCAUUUUUCUAUCUUACAUGUCAUAUUGUAUUAACAAUGUUUAAGUUUUUGUGUCUUGUGAUCGUUUCAUUUGUCAUUUCAGAAAGCAUUUAUAUAGAUAAACGAUACACCGUGUGAAAAGACGUGUCCUAGUUUGGUUAAGUUUUGUCUUACGCUUUUUAUCGUUUAUGAUAUGGAAGUUUUUUUUUUUCUGUGCGAUAUGUGAAUAUAGUAACAAUAAAAUGGUACACUUGUAGAAAGCUUAA
Molecule: messenger RNA, 4041 nt
Organism: Ochlerotatus camptorhynchus
Lineage: Eukaryota; Metazoa; Arthropoda; Insecta; Diptera; Culicidae
Gene: MICAL-like
Product: MICAL-like
Exons: 9
Coding region: 290-3508 (1072 amino acids)
Molecular function (GO): protein binding
Source: RefSeq, a predicted model, not a curated record